Molecule: messenger RNA, 894 nt
Organism: Naegleria gruberi
Lineage: Eukaryota; Heterolobosea; Eutetramitea; Acrasida; Naegleriidae
Exons: 1
Coding region: 1-894 (297 amino acids)
Source: RefSeq, a predicted model, not a curated record
AUGGCAGAGAAGAUUGUAUCAGCUUUCGUCAACAAUUACCUUCCUCAUCUUUUGAGUAUUGAAUCCAAAGCAUUGAUUUAUCAUCUUGUUCAAAGACUUAAGGAUUUUAAUAAGAAAAUCAAUACAGUUGAAGAAAGACAAGCAUUGAAUCGUCGUCUUGAGGCUGAAAUUAAAGCACUCAAACUAAAUAACAGUGUAUCCUGUACAAUAAUUGCAAGAAUAUUCCGAGAGAGGUAUAAUUUGAAGAAUGAGAGUGAUGAUCUGGUGUUUCUUUUAAAGCUGGUUGAACCAAGUUUAGGCUUUGAAUUCUUCCUUAGGACUCGUGAAGAGCAGAAGAAACUCUUCCAUUUGGUUAAUAAGAAUUUGAACUCUCCUCAAGGUCUCCAACUCUCUCGUAGAGCAGCCAAAAUUGAUCCAAACCUUGUUGAACAACAUUUCUUCUCUAAUUUAAACUCAAGUGAAGAAAAAACCAUUAAGAGAAUACUGAUCAACAUUUUCAAAGGAAAGGAAGGAAUUGGGUUUGAUGCUUUCUAUUUAGCCUUUACGUACUUUUUCAGCAUUAAGAAUUGCAACAAACUUGAUGCUAUGGAAGAUGAAGCGUUGAGAAAAAUGAUUGCUCCUCAAUUACCAUUCGAUGUAUUGUAUCUAGCUAUCAUGUUCUGCUAUUGGAAAUGUUUCGGAAAGGUAAAAUUACAUUAUUUUCCAGUAUUCCUAGAUUGUAUUCAUGUGUCAGUUCAAGAAUAUCAUAUUAGUGUUGAUACAUUAUUUGUUGAAGAACAAUUGAAAAAUCACCUCAAAUCACUUGAUGAGUUGAUGUUUGUUGAAGCAUCGGAAGAUAAUUUUCUUUCUUCAGAUGAAGAGGAUGAGCCAACAAGAAAGAAGAAGAAAAAAUGA